This is a messenger RNA of Dimorphilus gyrociliatus, 2425 nucleotides long. The record is from the annotation of a GenBank genome assembly. NCBI's taxonomy places the organism in Eukaryota, Metazoa, Annelida, Polychaeta, Dinophilidae.
CAUGAAUAGAGUAGCGAAUCUUUUGAACUCUUUAGAAAAAGUCUCUGAAGAACGUAUUUCAAAUAUUGAAAAGACUGAAAAUUUAAGUCAGCCUAAAAAUGUGAAUUAUAACAAUCUACAUUUUCCUUUAACUAAAAAACCAAUGUUUAUUGGUAUUUGUGGUCGUGUUGGAUCUGGAAAGGUUGUAACGACAUUGUUAUUGAAUUUGCUCAAUGAAUUACCUCAUUCCUUUACACGUCUGAGCUCUCGUUUAAAAUUUUCAUAUUCCCCUCAAGAGCCAUGGUUAACUAAUGCAUCGAUAAAAGAAAAUAUCCUCUUCCAUGAAAAAUUUGAUGCGGAACGAUACAAAUCAGUACUUUUUGCUUGCUGUUUGGAUAAAGACUUGAUUGAUUUACCGAACGGGGAUAAAACUCUUGUUGGUGAAAACGGAAAAAGGCUUAGCGGAGGUCAAAGAGCAAGGAUUUCCUUAGCUAGGGCUGUCUAUAGGAAGGCUACUUUCUAUGUAUUUGAUGAUCCUCUUAGUGCUAUUAAUGAAAAAGUUACGAAACUAAUAAUUCAGAGAUGUUUUCUUGACUUCUUAAAAAACAAAGUAAUUUUCCUAACAACUCAUCAAGUUCAUCUAUUAAAUGAAGCGCAUAUUAUCUAUGAAGUAAUCGAUGGAUGCUGUCACAUAAUUUCAAAAUCUGACUAUAACUUAGGUAAAGAGCUUACUGAAAAUAUCCAACAUCUAAAAAUAUAUCAAAAUGAAAUUUUCCAUGAAGAGGAGGAGAUGAACAGCGGAUUUGCAGGCUUUAAAGUGUAUUUUAACUACUUCAAAACUGGAAGUUUUUUAUUAUUAACUAUGUCGCUGCUACUCUUUGGUAUAUUUUUUUCAAUCUAUAUUUGGAUUGAUAAAGUUCUAACUCAAUUUGCUGUAGAAAACCUUAAUUAUUCAAUGUUGAUGACCGUUGCUAUUAUUUUAAUUACGCUAACUAUCAUCGAAAUUGGACGAUUGUCUACAUACUACAUCAAUAUUAUUCUCUGUUCAGUGAAUUUACAUAAAAAAAUGUUCCAAAAAAUAUUGGAAAUACCUUUUGGGUUUUUUCAUAAAAAUCCAAAAGGAAGAAUACUGAAUAGAUUCUCUAGAGAUUUAGGUUUUGUCGACUCAUUACUCGUCACUCUUCUGGAGCAGAUUACUUUAUGGGUCGGAGCAAUCGUUUUCUCAGUUGCUCUUGCAGUAUAUAACAUUCCACUUUUAUUUCUACCUUUGUCUAUUUUUGUAAUAUCAAUGUUACUACUCUAUAGAAAGCUAACUCCGAUAGGUUCAGAAUUCAAAAGAUUGGAGGCGAAACAACGAACACCAAUUUAUGAGCACAUUGAUAACGUAAUACAGGGCCUAAUCGUUAUUCGCUGUUUCCAGAAACAGAAAACAUUUUUGAAAAAAUUCUAUACCGCAAGCAAUAAUCAUACAACAAUUGCAAUCAUACAAGAAACUUAUAGUAAAUUUCUUCAGCAAGUCUAUUUUGCUGUAACCCUACUAUUCUACAUGUGUAUAGCAAUAGCUUGCCUUAAAUUUUCAUCCUAUUUAAACCCAACCAUAGCAGACUUUGACAAUACGAUGACCUCUGUGGAGCGAAUUCAGUAUUACUCCUCUUUGAAAUCAGAAGAAGACCCCGAUAAAAAGUUUCCACCAGUUUCAGAUUCUUGGCCUUCGAAUGGAUCUCUUACUAUCAAAAACGUAUUCAUGAGAUACGAUGAGAGUCUUCCUUAUUCUUUGAAAAAUAUCAAUGUUAAUAUUCUUUCUGGAGAGAAGAUUGGAGUUGUUGGACGUACAGGAGCCGGGAAAAGUUCACUAAUCAGUGCUCUCUUCAGAAUGUGUCCUGUCGAAGGAGAGAUUAUUCUUGAUGGUGUUAAUAUAUUGACUGAUGUGAAUUUACAAUGUUCACGAUCCGUUAUAUCGGUCAUUCCUCAAGAUCCUAUACUGUUUACCGGAACUUAUCGAUCGAAUCUCGAUCCUCUCGAUGAGUAUUGUGAUGAUGAUAUUUGGAUGAGCUUGAAAAAAGUUUAUCUCGAUAAGAAAGUUGGAAACACGGCACAACAAUUAAACUCUACAAUAUCAGAAUGUGGUCGAAAUCUCAGUGUUGGGGAAAGACAACUGAUUUGUUUAGCGAGAGCUCUUUUGAAAAAGUGUCAUCUUUUAAUAAUUGAUGAAGCAACUGCAAAUGUCGAUAAUGAAACGGAUAAGUGUAUCCAAAAUAUACUGAAAUGUCAUUUUAAGGACUGUACUACAAUAACAAUUGCUCAUCGUUUAAGUACGAUUAUGGACAGUGAUAAGAUUAUCGUGAUGGAUUCGGGAGAAGUAGGAGAAUACGGAACAGUGAAAGAACUUUUAAGAAAAGAAGGAAUGUUUUUCGAGCUUGUUAAUAGUCAAGCAAAUGUGACUUAA